This is a messenger RNA of Aphis gossypii (cotton aphid), 1187 nucleotides long. RefSeq lists its product as uncharacterized. The transcript has 3 exons. NCBI's taxonomy places the organism in Eukaryota, Metazoa, Arthropoda, Insecta, Hemiptera, Aphididae. The coding region runs from base 1 to 888 and encodes 295 amino acids. The record is from RefSeq and is a predicted model, not a curated record.
AUGUCGAACACUAUAUCCGAGAACGAGACAUUGUCUUCAUCGUCUGCGGUCCAGAUAUCCGAUGAACCUAAUGAAAUGAAUCCGGAAAAUGGUGGUCAGUUAGAAACAGUCUCGACUAGUCAAAAUGUAUCGUCUACGACUAUGAAACGACUUUACGGUUCGUUGCCUAAUUCAACGUUGACGGCUUUAACAACUGCAGCGGCUUUAACAACUGAUGGUGACACGGCCGCGAUCCUGCAGGCACCGACUGCCGUUACGGUAAUUGAACCAAUUACACUUGGCCCGACGCCGAUAAAAUUGGAAAACAACGCCGGACUACGAAAUCACGAACUUUCAAAUAUUAAUACAUCCGAAAACGAGAUUUUGUCUUCAUCUCCUGCGGUCCCGACAACCGAUGAACCAACAUCAAUGACACCGGAAAAUGAUAACGAGAUCGACACGGCCGCAAUCCUGCAGGAACCGACCGCCGUUAAUGUACAGCCGGUUUCUAUUGAACCCAUUGCAAUUGGCCCGACACCGAUUAAAUUGGAAAACAACGCCGGACUACGAAAUCAAGAACUCCCGACCGCGGAAGUCUCCUCUGAUCAGUCUGCAACAGUAUCAUACCGUGAUGGAUCGGGAGAACCGGACUUAAAGAGCCGAGAUCUCGCCGGUCUACAGAAAAAAUUGUGGCAUUCAAUGCCGAAUAUAGCAUUGCAUUACACAGAUAAGACGUCUUACGACACCAAAAUCGAGUGUACUGCUCCGAUGAAAGUUUCACACGACUCGUCAACUCGUAGCAGUAUGACUGUGACAGAACCAGAGGUAACCCAGGUUAAACUUAAACGAUGCUCGUUGUGGAAGCGGGCGAAGAAAUUCGCCCGUCGCGUAUUUUGUUGCGCUGCAUGAUAUGGUCUGCAGUACAUAGUAUAAAAAUUAAUAAACUGUAUAUUUUACAGUGUUCAAACAUGUAAGUUAUCUUAUAAAAUGUUAAAUACCUACUUGUACAGUUGUACUUGAUUUAAAUAAUUUUGUGAAUCAAAUUUUAUUAUGAAACUUAUUCGACUAUGACAAUAUAGUCAUAUUAUAUUACAAUGUUCAAAUUUUUAAAUUAUUUUAUAAAAUGUUAUAUUCUUGUACAGUUGUACUUAUUUAUUCUUAAAUCAAUUAAUUUAAAUAAUUUUGUGAAUCAAAUUUUAUUAUGAAAC